Molecule: messenger RNA, 3739 nt
Organism: Harpia harpyja (harpy eagle)
Lineage: Eukaryota; Metazoa; Chordata; Aves; Accipitriformes; Accipitridae
Gene: LAMP2
Product: lysosomal associated membrane protein 2
Exons: 9
Coding region: 141-1400 (419 amino acids)
Biological process (GO): protein targeting to lysosome involved in chaperone-mediated autophagy; autophagosome maturation; cellular response to starvation
Cellular component (GO): autophagosome membrane
Source: RefSeq, a predicted model, not a curated record
AACAAUCCAACAACUAUAAAAAGUUCCCAAAAAAACGUAAAGGGACUUCAACAUCCGUGCCUUUUGAGCCAAAAAUUGCAGAAAUGCGAUGAAGGCACCCCGAUCUCAUCUCUUAGAGGUCAGCUUGAGUCAUACCACUGAUGAAACAGAUAACAGGAAGACCCUGGUCUACAAGCAGCUUUUUCCAGUCCUAUGCAGUGGAAGUAGAUGUAAAGGAUGCCUCUAAUGCUACGUGCCUGUACGCGAAAUGGAUGAUGAGAUUCUUGAUAAAAUAUGAAACAAACAGUAGUGAUUAUAAAAACACAACGUUGCAUUUGUCAUCCAGUGUGACACACAAUGGAAGCGUCUGUGGCAAUGACACACAAGCUGCGCUUCUGGCAGUCCAGUUUGGAGAAGGUCACUCUUGGAGCAUUAACUUUACAAAAACUAAUGAAACUUACCAGGGGGACUUCAUCACAUUUACCUACAACACCAAUGAUACUGCUGUAUUUCCCGAUGCUAAAAGAAAAGGACCAAUUACUAUUGUUGUAAAGGAUAUUAUGCAUCCAGUUCAACUGAAUAACGUCUUCGUCUGUCAUACUACUGACUUUGUUGAAGCAGAGAAUGUAACGCAGAUUUUCUGGAAUGUUACUGUGCAGGCUUUUGUUCAGAAUGGCACAAUCAGUAAAAAAGAGUCUAGAUGUCGCGCUGACACACCUACUUCUGCACCUACUGUUCCGCCUACUAUUGCCAAUGUAACUACUGCAUCUACCACCACUUUAUCACCUGCUCCAACCACUGCUCCCAAACCUGUGGAGAAUCCAGACACAGGAAACUAUUCUCUCAAAAGUGGAAACAAAACUUGUUUUCUGGCUACUGUGGGGCUGCAGCUGAAUGUUUCCCGCGACAAGCCUCUUCUGAUCAACAUCAAUCCAAAGACAACUAGCGCAGAUGGUACAUGUGGUAACACAACAGCUACUCUGAAACUGAAUGAUGGAAAUAGCACAUUGAUCAGUUUCACAUUUGUUGUUAAAAAUGCAAGUGCAAGUGUACAAAAAUUUUAUCUGAAAGAGGUGAAUGUUACACUGCUCAACCGUCUGAAUGGUUCUGUCAUUUCAAAUGCAGAUAACAACAAUUUCAGCAAGUGGGAUGCUUACCUUGGUAGUUCUUACAUGUGCCGAAAAGAGCAAACUCUUGAGAUUAAUGAAGAUUUUCAAGUACAUACUUUUAAUCUAUGGAUUCAGCCAUUCCUUGUGAAGGCAAAUAAGUUCUCUACAGCCGAAGAAUGCUUUGCUGAUUCUGACCUGAACUUUCUUAUUCCCAUCGCAGUGGGCAUGGUGCUUGGCUUCCUUAUCAUUCUUGUCUUUAUAUCUUACAUCAUUGGAAGAAGAAAAAGUCGUACUGGCUAUCAGUCUGUAUAAUCUCUUAAUUCCAUCUCUGUUGCCACCUUUCCUGCCCUUCUCCUUUUCCCAGCCUCCCUGAUCUGCCUCUUUAAAAGGAAGAAAAACAAAUGAAUUCAUAGUUUCUUUAUUUCAAAAAUUAAAAAAAACAAUUCACGACAGAAUAAUGUGCCGUGAGUCUGAAGAUGAGUUGCAGAAUUACUUGAAGCUGUUGUACGAUUUUAGAGAAAGUAAGUGUUCUGAGGACCAUAGAAUUGAGUAGGGCUGAUGCGUGUCCACAUGAGAAAUGUGAUUAUUUUGAGUAAAGAAGACAUCUAUGAAACUUUAUUUCUGUUCUUUAACUUUUUAUACAAGAAAAUUUCUAGUUGCAUACAGCUUAUCUCGGAUAAUGCUAAACCUAAAACCAUAAUUAAAGGUGUGAAUGCUAUGUCGAAAGGGACUGUAUGUGCUAGGGGAAAAUGAAUACCAAGCUCUUAACAGAUUUCUAUUGGGAACUUGGCAUAUGGCUGUUGUCUUUCUUCAUUAGCAGCUUGUUCUUGUGAAUCAGUCUGAAUUUCCUAUUCCUUCUGAAUGUAAAGGUAGUACCUGAUCUCACUAAUAAACUAACAUAAUAUGAGAAGAACAUCUGAUUCUUCUAGUAAAUUAAUUUGUUUAACAUCAGUACGGAGAAGUUGACUGCUAAUGUAUGUUAAAUAGCUUUGCGCUAGCAUGAUGUCUUUAAUGUCUUUUAUUCACUAAGAUAAGGUUCAGUCCUGGAGAACUUUCACGACUCGGAAAAGCCAACAGUCUGCUAAAGGAAAUGCAUCCCGUGCUGUUUUGUUUGACUGUUUUCCCUUUUGUUCUGCGCUCAAUUGUGAAAUGAGGGCAGGAGGCUGGAAUUUCACUGCCUGCAGUUUGUCUCAGCUUUGAUUCUGUGCACGUAAAAGAAAUUACACAAUGUUUCAGCAUGGGUCCAUGUGAGGCUCAAGAGUACUUUGAGAGCUCUCUAAGAGUUAGUAAGAACACAGCUUGUUAGAGAUUCCUGCAGUUCCUUUGGACAGCUUUUGUGGGUUAACAGGGUCACUGAAAAGCUGUGAUCUGGGAAUGCAAGUGAAGGUAUAAAACUGGUCUGUUUUGAUAGAAUUAAGCUGCUUUUAACCUCCUAAUUAUUGCUCUCCCAAACAACAGUUGAAUAGUGUAAGAGCACAAAAUUUCUAGUAUGAGGAAUGCUGAUCAUAAAGCUGAAGCGAAUAUAUAUAGUGAAGAAAAUGACUUCCAAAGGAAUAAGAGCAUCUGCCUUGUUUGAAGAUGCUUUCUUUGUUAAUGCCAUACCUUUUGCAGUUCUGUGUUCCAUAUCUAAACUGUACCAAAAUAGAAGCUAGUCAUUUGUGGCUGUAUUCUGCUUCAUUCCCAUCAGGUUCAUGUUGAUAGGAUGAAAGAAGCCUCUUGCUCUUUCAACCUCUUUGGUCCAUCUUGGUAAAAACCUUUUGCAGCUAGUAAACCCUGAUUUCCAACUGUGGGACAGCGCAAGAACUGCCAGGUCUGCAGAGAGCUACUGACGGCACACAAAGUUUCUGUCUGCUGUGGCAAGUGUUUACUAAAGCUUCUUUAAUAUUUAAUCUCUUUGUGCACUGAGCCUGUAUCUAUGUUGUAGGGAAAGCACCUUCAAUAAUUCACAUGCACAAAGGAGACAGUCAACACUGAUGUUUAAGAAACUCACAAUAGCUAUAUAUUCAGGAAAGGGAGAUUUCUAUAGAGUUUUGAUGUUUGAGAAAUACCUGUACGUUCACUUAUUCUUGUCCUCACUGUGACCAAAGAUAAGCUUUACCUGAAUCUGACAAAACUGAUUUUUGUAUUGCAAAUAGGCUCUUGAACCAAGUUGUCUUUUUUUAAGAGUGUAAUUUAAUGCUGCUGAGUUGGACCGUGUGCUUUGGUUUUGGUUGUCUUGGUCUUUUGUGUUGUACCUUUGCUCUCACAAUACUUGAUUUCCCUGCCAGAGUGGUAAACGGUGAAUUAUUUUGAGACUGGCAAUUUCUGAGUAACACCUGCUUGUCAGAGUGUGUUGCUUCUCUGCUGCCAGCAGAUGGAUUCAAUCCAUGGUUUCAUGCUCAGAUUGCAGAUCCAAGUAUUUUGCAUCGCUUUUGCUAGGUUAUUUUAGUAAAACGUGGCAAUUUCCUAGAUGCACAUACGUAUAUAUUUGAUAUAUACAUAUAAGCUAUUAUUUUGGGCUUCAACAGAAGUCGAAAAUUCAGCCGGCACUUUAAGGUUGUGGUAGCAUGAAGAGUGGUGUAUACAAUUCUCUAAAUCUUGAAAUGACUGUACCAAUAUGCUGAAAGCAGAAUAUGUGUAUGGAAAAUAAAGUUGACUAUGGUGUUUAUAAA